Messenger RNA from Cornus florida, 1140 nucleotides. RefSeq lists its product as uncharacterized. The coding region runs from base 1 to 1140 and encodes 379 amino acids. The record is from RefSeq and is a predicted model, not a curated record. NCBI's taxonomy places the organism in Eukaryota, Viridiplantae, Streptophyta, Magnoliopsida, Cornales, Cornaceae. The transcript has a single exon.
AUGGCUCAGAAGGGGAAGAAGGGAAAGCAAUUGCCAUAUAAGAAAGAAGCCACCACCGCACAGCCAUGGCCAGUUCUUCCCCUGCAACUCAUCAGCUUAAUUGCAAAGCAAUCGAGUCUAAUGCAAAACAUAAGCUUUGGCGGUGUCACCAAAUCUUGGAGAGCGGCACCAAAGCAAUGCAGUUCAGUUGGGAAGUCCCCAUGGCUUCAGCUGUCCGGUACCAGCGAAGCCAAUUCUGAUGAAUGCCAAAAGACUCAUUCUCACAUCCUCAGCAUCUCAUUUCGUGUAGGGUGCUAUUGGUGGUAUGGAAGAUGGCCAUACGAGGUCUCUGCUCGCCAUUUUGUAGGUUACUCCCAGGGUGCUCUAGUGGUUAGAGGUGCUGAGCAAUCCCAAUACUACCUUUGGAACCUUAGCAAUUGUACGUCGGAUCUUCCUCCUUGGGAUACCAAUGUGCCAUUUAAAUCUGCUGCUCUAUCUUCAUCGCCUUUUCAGUACAAUAACGGUACUUGUAUUGUGAUGGUGAUAACAGGCCUUUCUCAUCCAACUUUCGUGUUUAAUAGACGCGGAUCAGCAGGUAAAUUUACAUGGAUAAAACAAGAUUGUGCCCUCCUUGAACCACAUGCUCCGAACAAACAACUCAUGCAAUUUACUAAUAUCAUUGCGUUUGAAGGAAAGUUUUACGCAUUGAGUUUGCAGGGAACACUUGCAGUUAUAGAAGACAUUGAUUCUCUUCCUAGAAUCACUGCUUUAAGUAGAAGCAGGGCUGCUCCUUCUGCAUCUUCAAGGCAUUUCAGAGAAUAUUUAGUUGAAUCCAAUGGAGAGAUCUUAUUGAUUUUUCUAAUCUCUAAAAGUUCGAUCAAUAUUGUGGAUGAUGUAGAGGUUUUUGGCCUUGAUGUUGCUAAACUAUCAUGGGUUAAGGUGGAAAACCUUGGGGAUAGAACAUUUUUUGUCAGUGACGAGUGUUGUAUGUUUGUCACUGCAAGCAAAGUGGGGUGUAGAGGCAAUUGUAUCUAUUUCACUCGACAGACAGUUGAUGGUUGGUGGUUGUAUGACAUGGAAAGAGGAAGCAUCUCACCUGGUUGGAGCAAUUCCAAUUGUAUGACAAAAUCUCCAGUAUGGGAGGAACUAAUAUUGGAGUAG